AUGGCCAACGAUGAGGACGCAAUCAGAGGAGGCGCCGUGGAUGGAUGCAAUUACUCGUUUUGGACGCUUCGCGGCAUGGCACGCCGUAAACGCGUUCUGGACGACGGCGACGACUCAGACUCUUCAAACAAUGAAGACUACGAUUUUGACGAUUUCGACACGAAUGAUCCAGACAUGAGGGAGGAGCGCGCCCUAUUCGAAAAUCCCUACAAACACAAGCGGAGGAAGAAGAAUGCCAAAGAGGACGCCAUCUACGGAGUGUUUGGGGACGAUAGCGAGGAUGAAGGACCGAGGAAUAAACGAGGAGGGGCAAAGGGGAAGCGGAGUGACUGGACUAAAGCACCUGCAUUCGUAUCGAGUGACAAAAAGGUGGAUCUGGACAAGGCCAUGGAUGUCGACGAUGUAGGUGACAGCAGUCAGGACGAAGAGGAAGACGAGGACGAGAAAAUGGUAGAUGCAGACAGCUCGGAUGAGAAUGCCUCCGACGGAGGAAGACCCGGCGGCCAGUCCGAUGGCGCUAGACCUGAGGCACCUGUGCCUGACGAUGGGGAAGAAGAGGCCGAACGACCGCGUUUCGGGGGAAUUGGCUCAUUCAAACCAUCGAGCCAUGAAGAACAAUCGUCCUUUGGUCUUGGUGCCUCGAAAGGAGGGAUAGGUUCAUCGAAGAGUGGUAUUGGUGGGUCGCGUGGAGGGCUGGGUGCAGCGAGAAGUGGGUUGGGAGCCUAUGCUGCCUUUAUGAGUGCAGGUACCUCGAAACCGUCUAGCAAUGAGACCGGAUUCUCGAAAGGAGGUAUCGGGCCCAAGGCGACCACAGUGGAAGAAGUCGAAGACAGCAAGGAGUCAUCCCCCGAGCUCUCAGCUCGGUCUACGCCAGACCUACCCAGCGCAUUCGGAGCACGAACCCAACGCUUUGGACGGUCGACAACGCCAGCGGCUGCCCCUGCUACUCUAUCGGCUGAGGAACGGGCUCACUUCAACAAGCUGCAAGGAUCAUUCGGUGCUCGCAUGCUCGCCAAGAUGGGCUGGCAAGCUGGUACAGGUUUAGGUGCAGAAGGGGAGGGUAUCGUUACACCCAUCGAGAGUAAAUUGCGGCCACAGAAGAUGGGUAUCGCGUUUCGUGGAUUCAAGGAAAAGACGGAACAGUCGAAGCGGGAGGCCAAACGAAGGGGUGAGGUUGUCAGUGAAGACGAAGAAGAGGACAAGACGGUUCGCAAAUUGAAGAAGAAGGCGAAAGAGGCACAGGAGAAGAGGGCCGAAGCAUGGAAAAAGCCGAAGAAGGUCAAAACCAAGGUGCAACACAAGACUUACGAGCAGAUUCUGGAGGAAGUCGGAGAGCAGGCUCAACCGGCAGGAAUUGGCCAGAUUAUUGACGCCACAGGUGCUGUGCCACGGGAAGUGUCUUCCUUGUCCGAGGUUACCUUGAAUCCCUGGGCCCCUUCGAACGAUCCUACAAGGAUACCUGAAGUCAGGCACAAUAUCAAAUUGAUUGCAGACGCGUGUAAGAGUGAUUUGGACGGUCUCGCUCGUGAAGCCAAGGCGUUGCAAGAACGCAAGCGCUUCGUCCAGGCAGAAGACGCUCGUCUGCGGAAGAAAGUCGACGAUGACGCUGAAUUGAUCUCAAGGCUCCAGCAGAUCCAGUUGGUCGCAAACGAGAUGCAAGUUCUAUCCAAGGAACUCUCGUCUCUUUACGAAGUGUCACUGGAACCAUUUUCACCCUUGGUUCGUCGGCUCGUAGACCAAUAUUCUAAAGAGUACGAUACGUACCGCCUUGAUGAGGUCGUAGUUGCCGCCAUCGCACCUCUGCUCCGCCGCCUGGUAUCCACUUGGAAUCCACUAGAAGACCCCGCUACAUUCCUGACAGUAUUCAAAGAUUGGCGACGGGCACUCAAGAUCAAUACAGGCAACGCUGUAACAUCAACCGCUGUGGAUGUGUACGGGGCCAAAACCGUGGCUAGCACACAGGUCGAGGAGCAACCAAUGACCCCGUUCGAGAGUCUAUUGUGGAACGUCUGGUUACCAAAAGUCCGGACGAUCGUCAAUAAUGAAUGGUCGGCCGAGUCACCACAACCUGCGGUCAAGCUGUACGAAUCGUGGUCUUCGUUGCUGCCGCAGUUCAUUCGGGACAAUAUGCUGGAUCAGCUAUUUUUACCCAAAGUACAAAAGGCUGUAGCCGAUUGGAAUCCCAAACGCUCCAAUGUGUCGCUACAUUCUAUUGUAUUCCCCUGGCUACCCCACAUUGGCCUGCGAAUGGACGCCUUGCUAGACGACGCAAGGAGGAAGGUUAAAAGCCUAUUGAAGAACUGGAAUGUCGGAGAUUCGCAGCCUGCUGACCUACAAGCCUGGCAAAAUGUCUUCAAGAAAGGUGAUUGGGAUACCUUGAUGUUGAAGUACGUUGUCCCCAAGCUCGGCGCGACAUUGCGCAACGACUUCAAGGUCAACCCUCGCGCUCAGAACAUGGAACCACUCCAGCGAGUUCUCGAAUGGGCCCCCCUCAUCCGAUCUUCCAUCUUUUCUCAAAUCCUGGAAACCGAGUUCUUCCCCAAGUGGUUGGAUGUUCUUCACAUCUGGCUUGUUCAGCCCAAGGUCAACUUCGAAGAGGUGGCGCAGUGGUAUCAAUUUUGGAAGGAUAUCUUCCCCGAGUCGAUACGGAACUAUCCUGGCAUCAGCCGAGGUUUCACAAGAGGUUUGCAGUUAAUGAACAAGGCCAUCGAACUUGGGCCAGAUGCGCCAACUCGUUUGCCUCGCCCCGACUACAAGGCCGAACUUGCCGCCGCGUCGACUCCUGCUCCUCUCAAAGAAGCUCCAAAGAAGACUGUCGUACCAUCGUCACGCACUCAAGAAAUCACCUUCCGGUCCAUUGUCGAGGAGUACGCCGCCGACCACAACUUGUUGUUUAUCCCAGCUGGCCGUGCGCACGAGAGGUCGAGGAUGCCGCUGUACCGGGUCAGCGCCACCGCGGAUGGCAAACAUGGUUUAUUGGUGUACAUUUCGGACGAUGCCGUUUGGGCGCCUAAGCCUGGCGGGGUGGCAAUGGAAAGUGAAGACUUCCGCGCCAUUAGUUUGGAUGAUAUGGUAGCUCGGGCUAAAGGAGGAGACUAA
Coprinopsis cinerea okayama7#130 is the source of this 3099-nucleotide messenger RNA. RefSeq names its product Sip1/TFIP11 interacting protein. Gene Ontology annotation, molecular function: nucleic acid binding. Lineage: Eukaryota; Fungi; Basidiomycota; Agaricomycetes; Agaricales; Psathyrellaceae. The record is from RefSeq and is a predicted model, not a curated record. Gene Ontology annotation, biological process: spliceosomal complex disassembly. Gene Ontology annotation, cellular component: U2-type post-mRNA release spliceosomal complex. Bases 1 to 3099 code for a protein of 1032 amino acids. The transcript has 6 exons.